This is a messenger RNA of Trametes versicolor FP-101664 SS1, 1347 nucleotides long. RefSeq lists its product as uncharacterized. The transcript is spliced from 2 exons. The coding region runs from base 1 to 1347 and encodes 448 amino acids. The record is from RefSeq and is a predicted model, not a curated record. NCBI's taxonomy places the organism in Eukaryota, Fungi, Basidiomycota, Agaricomycetes, Polyporales, Polyporaceae.
AUGGCCACCUCAUUGGUCAUUCUGGCUCUCGGGACACUCCCUGGACGUGUUCAAGGUCUCUCGGUCAACACCCCGCAACACGUCACACAGUGCGAAUCCACCACUAUCAAAUGGAACGGCGGCGUAGGACCCUACGAUUUGACUAUUUCUCCUCCCGACUCCGACCCCCAGAACGUAGUAUCGUUCUCUGGGCUGACAGGACUUACGUUUUCUUGGGAUACGAACAAGCCCACAGGAAGCAAUCUCACUAUUUUCCUGACCGAUGGGAAUGACGGCACACUGGCACAGAGCUCGCCGUUCAUCGUCGGGCCUAGCCAGGAUGAUAGUUGUUUGGGGAGCCAGCCAGGCGGCAGUUCUACACCCCCGAUCACCACAACCUCCACGACGAUAACCACCAGUUCCAGCAGUCUUGACACUAUAGACUCUGCUCCCACCCCAACGCCUUCUUCGUCUUCUCGACCCAGCACAUCGAAUCCCCGACAACCUCCCACCAGCUCGCCUUCCACAUCUGCAGUCUCGACGUCUGUCAUUGCGGGAUCAUCGAAGUCCACGGCGGCAACAUCUGGAGCUGAGCGAACAAACUCAAACGCAACAUCAACGCCGCCUAUUUCCAUCAGUUCUGCGUCUUACAACACGACCUCCUCUGCACAGGGCACCCCUUCCGACCCUACCCUCAGCCCCAUGACAUCCGCAGCUCGUGCGCAAAGUCCACCCACCACGACCUCUAUCGGACUCCCCGAACCAUCUCAGAGUACGGCGGAACGACAUACGUUGAGCACGGGAGCCGUCGUAGGCAUCGCGGUUGGCAGCUUUGGGUCGAUCAUCUCCCUGUUGGUUUGCUGGUUGAUAUGCCGCCGCAGGCGGGCGGCCGCGCCUGCAAAGUCAUCCGGAGUCGUGAAAGUGCCCGUAUUCCCCCCACAGCCGACAACGCCGUCGGCCAAAGGUGCUCACCUGAGGCCAGAGCAUUCUAGGAGUACCGAGUCGACCCCUCGAUUACCUGCGCAGACGCACUCCUCGCAGCAGUCGCAUAGGGAGGUACUGCACAGCGCGACCGAUCCGCCCCCGCCGCCUGUGGAGAGGGCACAGUCUAUUGUCCCCAGCGAUCGCUACAGCGCCCUCGUAGCACUGGCCGGCGCCGCGCCACCCGUGUCCAUCGCAUUACUGCAGCGCACUUCCAACAGCGCUCAGAGCGCGAGAACGCCGCAGAGCCUGCCAGCCACGCGGGAGCCUCGAUACGAGACGGACGGCGGUGUUCGCCUCGCGGGAGGACCUUUGGGCGCUGCCCUAGAUGACGAUGUCUUGAGCGAUGUGCAUUCGACAUUUCCGCCGCCGUACGAUACGUAUUGA